AUUUGUAUGUUUGAUCUGGGUGUUAUGUGAUUCUAUAUGCUAUGAGUUAUAGAUUGAUUAAUUUAUUGCAUUCAUAAAUUUGUAUGUUUGAUAUAGCUAAGCUCCUGUAAGAUAACCUUAUUAACUGUAGGCUUAUUAUAUGUCUAAGGUUCUAGUAUACUGUUUCCUCCUAGACCCAGAAUUUGCAUCCUACACCCGAGUGUAUGAGUAUAAAUGGGAGGGGAUGUGCCAUGCUCUAGGUAUUCCCGGGUGUAUAGUGAAUGAACUCGUUUCCUCAACCUUGUGACAAUCCUUAGAAUAUGACAUUCUAGUAAUGGUGAUCUUAUCAUCUUUCAAAGUAGCUUACAAGACAGGAUUAUGAUAAAUACAGGGAAUGCUUGGUUUCUAAUAUGCUAGUAAGUGGAAAACAAAGAUAUGUGAGUGUCUCAGUUUUUAGCUUCUAUAUUUGCUGGCUUUUGUUUAUCCUGUUUUGGCCAUUAAGGUCUGUUUGCUUGGAAUUGUGCUCUUUAUUGCCUCAAAUGAAAACACGAGCUCGCUAAUCGCUAUCGAGUUGUUUAUUUCAUAUAAAAUUCCCCUCCCCCCAACCAUUUUUUCAAGUUGUUAGCUUUAGAGAUUUGUUGUCUGAGGGACUCCUAGUCGUGGAGCUAGACCACAUCUGCUAAUUCUCCUUCACUUUGAUGUUCAUUGUUGAGCCUUGUUUGCACAAGGGUAAUUAUCUGCUGAUAUCGUAGAUCCUCUAUUUUUCCAAAUUUUGUCAUUUCUAAUUUCAGCUUUUGUGGAUCUGAUCCAUCUAGUAGAUGUGCCUAUACUAGUCAUGUUAAGAGCAUCAUUUGUAAAUUCAAUUUGAAGUUCCAAUUCAGUACUAAAUUUGACGUUUCUAUUGUAGUGCACUAGUGCACUUCCGAUCCUUUCUUCCUGCUCUGCUAAUCCAAGUUAACUUUCAUGGUGGCAUUGGUCAAAUUAGACAAUUCCACCUCAUGAUAGAACUAGCUAUUGGUAGAAAGUAGUUACAUCAACUCCAAAUUUCGAAGCAAAGUGAUGCUUACCAGGCCUCUUAAACACUAAUAUUGAAUUGUCAAUUUGGAAGUUGGGGUUCGUUUAUGCACCAACAUAAUUAAGUAGAAACCGUUAUGUAUUUUUUCAUCAUUGGAAGUAAGUUAGUCACAAUGAAAUGGAGAUAGUAUCUUUAAUUCCAAAAAAAUGGGUGAUAAUGAGUUCAGUCAAGCUCAAUGCUCAACUCAAUUCAUUAUUGGGAGAGUCGAGCUCUGGAAUCAGACCAAGUUGGUAUCAGGUACUUGCAAGUUGGUUAAAUUUGUUCAUUAUCCAUAUUUUAAUCUAGUAUCUGCAGUCUUAGUAUAAAUAAGGAAAUAGUGAACAGUAGUUCUUGGAGUAUAUGUUGAAAAGUUGUCAUUGUACAAACAAGAAAGGAUUGGCGAACUUUAAUACCAAAUGUGCUAAGAUGUGAUAAUGUUGGGAUACUUCUAUAUCUGAUUUGUUAAGUCAUUUUUACUUUCUAAUGAUCUAGUCGACCUUGACUUAAGAGAUUUGACUGAGUUGAUCCAGAGCAACUAGCGAGUUCGCUUUUCAGUUCUGAUUAGCGUAUGAAUAAACGGCAUGAUUUGAUUUUGACGUUUGUGCUGCAAGGAGAAUAAUUAAAGAUACACACCAAUGCUCUAAAUCUUGCAUUCAAUACAAAACACAUGAAAACAUAAUACUAAUAUAACUGAAAAUGCUUCUCACAGGUAAUACUGCAAAAGAAAUUGUCGACCUCAUCAACAGGAACCGUACUGCCAUAAAACUCCCUGCACUUUAUGACAGUGCCGGGCUUGGGUGCAUGGCCUUGCAGUUUGCGGAAGUAUGCAAGGACAAUUGUACUAGCAGCAAUAGUGUGAGCUGUCGACCCUUGGAAGAUGACUUCACAGAAGUAUAUGCUCCUGAUUGUGGCGUGGAACUUCCUACAAUCAGCACAAUCUCCGGUAAAAUUGUGGGGUGCUGGUCUAAGUAUCUUGCACCAUCAGAGGCGUUCUCACAGGUUAUUGUUCGGGACAGAAACACACUCUCUCUCAUCACUAACAAAACACAUACUGAGGUUGGAGUAGGUGUGGCUUCAACACGUAAGGGCCAUUUCUUCUGGUGUGUGUUGUUAAGUAGUGGCUUCACAAAUUCAAGUUUUAUUCUUGAAGACCAUGGACUAGGAAUUAAACAGAGGCAAGGGUGCUUUAGUGGAACUAAUGUAACUUGCAAUGGAGCAAGUAGUAGUAUGAGUGGCGGCAUAUUUUUAGGUAGUUUGUCAGGUAUUUUCACCUCAAUUUUCCUGCAUAUGAUCUAUAUAAAUGUGGAUAUUCUCAGUUGUCUUUGAGGUUUUGUAUCAAUGAAAGAGUUUCUUGGAAUUGGAAGCA
This is a messenger RNA of Beta vulgaris subsp. vulgaris (sugar beet), 2399 nucleotides long. RefSeq lists its product as uncharacterized. NCBI's taxonomy places the organism in Eukaryota, Viridiplantae, Streptophyta, Magnoliopsida, Caryophyllales, Amaranthaceae. Bases 1730 to 2359 code for a protein of 209 amino acids. The record is from RefSeq and is a predicted model, not a curated record. The transcript is spliced from 2 exons.